UGGACUACCGGCUAUAAGAGGGACGCCGUGCGUCGCGACGCCACCAGAACACCUCCCGUGCUCGGCCGAGGCUCGUAAAGCCCUGACAAUUUCUCGCGCGACACACUGCGAUCCUCGUUGUAGCCGUAGAUCGAAGGACUAGAAGAGGCAACAUCGAUCGAUCUCUCUGUACCGGAAUUUUUCGGCUCACAGUUCGCGCGCCGAUCGUUUUUCUCUUCCUUGCCGGUCCCGUGAGUUUCCCCCGGCGGUUUUCCGGCUGACUCGACCGCGCGGCGGCUCUCGAGAAGAUGUUCUCCAAGUCGAUUUCAACGUCGAUCCUCCUGCUUGUCGUCGCCGGCGCGUUUCACGCUGCGAGAGCGGUGAUCAACAACGACCGCCACCGUCAGCAACAGAUAUCAAACGAUGCUAUGUCCAAUAUUUUGACUUACGAGAUGGAAGCGAAGACUUUACUCGACCCACCUCGCGAACAUUACCGACCGAUUACAGACUGUAUGUUUAUUACUUCAGAGAGCGGGCCGUUCACUUACGUGUCGCAGUCCGAUGACGAGGUCGUUUGCGGUAUAUACUUCUUAACUGAUCCAGAUCGCACGGUGGAGAUACAUUUUCACAGUUUCGACGUACCCUGCGAUCAUCGUGGACUUCUGGCGGUAAUCGAUGGCUGGGAAAUGGACGGCGAAAUAUUCCCGAGCGAGGCCGAUCAUCCGUUACCGAUGAAGGAGAGGGUGAACGAAUUUUGCGGUAAGAGCAGAUGGUACAAGAGGACUUUCACGAGUUCGCAGAACGCGGCGAUUCUUCAGUAUAGAAUACCGAUGCGGUAUAAAGGUUUCGUCAUAACCGCGAGAUACCCGAAAAAUCCGAGGCCCUGCAACGUCUUGUCGGUUAGCACGACGGACCCGUUCACGCUUCGCAAUUAUGGUAGACGAAUUAACUGCACCCUCAUGGCAGUGUAUCCCGCCACUGUACAAGUAAUUGCGCUUGGAGUCGGUGGUAGUAGCUCGCAGAGCGUUGUUCACACGACCGAAACCGGCACUUUACGCAAAUGUGACACAAGGAAUCCGCAGGAUCGAUUGGAGAUCGGAGGUAAUCACGGCCUGGACACGACAAAACUCGACAUAAUCGAUUCCAUUUGUGGCAUUGAUUCCAAACCAGAUGUAAAGGAGCUCGUGCCGUACGAAGUAACAUCGGUGCGAUUGAUAUCGAAUGGUUACCACGAUAACUCGGCGACGGUGAUAAUAAAUCCUAUCGUAAGCGACGAUGUGCUGAAUCCCGCUUCCGGUCUAUGAAGUGAUGAUUGUUUCCAACAUCUUCAUCGUCCGCCGCGUUUGCUAUUCGUCUACUCUCGACGUUUAUUUUUCAACGAGCGGCCGCGUCGAUAUUAGGUUGCAUAAGAUACAUUUAUUCCUUCUCUUUCUCUUUUUCUCUGUCUUUCUCUCUCUCUCUCUCUCUCUCUUUUGUCAUAGUUUAGGGCUUAUACAAAUACUUACACAGAUAAUUUACACGUUUCAUGUAGCGUGCUAAAUGACAGCGUAGAACGUGGAUGACAAGGCGAGAAUUUUAUCAAGACUGAUUAUUGUAAUUGCUUUCUUUCGUAUCCUUCCACUCAUCAUACGUAUAUGCUAGUUAUGUAUUGCUUCGUAUUGAUUCGUGUUAGAGGAGAUCGAGUAGGGUUGGCUCAAGCGUUAUAUUUGACUUGUACUUUGUUUUUGUAUUUAUCGUGAGAUAAACAAUGAAAACAAAAUUGCAAAAUGUUCCUUUUAGAAUGUAUAUACUUUUCCCUGAGCUUCAUUCAAUCGAAAUAAUAUCACGGUUAAAAAGUAAAAAUAAUAGAUUUAAGAAUUGCUGAAUACAUUUCCGAACAUCUCGACAUUUCGUGUUAAUAUUCACUAUUUUGAGUAAAUAAUUUUAGUAACGUAUUAUUAGUUAAAAUGAAUUUUCUCGAGCAAGUGUAUGAUAGACUGUUUUGAGUAACAAAAGUAAUUUUCUUUCAUAAAAUGAUUGCAAUGCAUCAUAUGGACGGAAAAAAUUGGGAUUGCUAAUGUAAAAAAAAAAAAUACUAUAAUCUGGCAAUAUAGGAAAAUGUUUCUAUUCUUUUUUCAGAAGCAAGACACAGCAAUAGUAAAUCUUACUCAUUACAAAACAGCUCAAAACAAUAAAAUAUUUUUUAAGAUGCAAAUAAUUUUUAAGAUGUUGUACGUAUUUUAUAUGUGGUAUUCUUACUUUUACGCAAAUUGCUAACCAACUUGAUCCAGCACCAGGAUUAGAUGGCCACAUUACAAUAUAUUUGUAUUUUGUUUACUGCAGAACAAAAUAUACGACUUAUAGGAUCGUUGCUGGCCUAAAAAUAUAGAGAAAGUUUGUCUCUAUUAUGUUUUUAUAGUCAAGCACAACAAUUAGUUUAAAAAGUUAUAGUUUUGAAAUGUGUGUAGCAUUUUGCCCCGGUCUCCCCUUCUCAUGAAUAAUGAAUCGUUAUAUUGCAACAGCAAAACGAUAGAUUUUACUUGAUUAUUACGAUUAUUUGACUGUACACAUGCGCAAAGUUUAUUUACGGCUAAUUAAGCUAUCUAUUUUCACAUUUUGCCUGUAUUGUUUCUAAAGUUUUAAUUUCGCUGUGAUAGAUGAGAAAUAUUUCUGGAAAUGUUCUCGCUCAAACGAACAGAAAUUUGCGAAAUAUCUCGUCAUUAUUAACUACGUGACUGUUAUGAACUGAAUAUUAAUUUCAUAAAAAUUUCAUAAUUUCUCUCUCCACGUAUAGAAUUCGAAUUUAAUACAAUUUUUUAUAUUUAAUGAUACAUACCAUGAUGGUUAUAUAUUAUGUAUUAUAACAAAUGAAUGCGCGUGUUGAAUAAGAGAAAUGUGAGGUGUUAGAAAAAGCUUCAUAUGUGUAUUUUUAUUUAUUACAAAUACGAUAUUUAAGAACAAUUAAAGGUAGAUGUUUAUUACAUAAUGAAUAUUUUAUGCUGUUUUUAGUUAAGAAUCAUAAUAUCAUGUACGAUAUGUAUUAUAAUAGCUUGAUGUUGAAAAAUACAUUUAUGUUAAUUGA
Messenger RNA from Odontomachus brunneus, 3040 nucleotides. It is a transcript of the gene crh-BP, whose product is annotated as corticotropin-releasing factor-binding protein. Gene Ontology annotation, molecular function: corticotropin-releasing hormone binding. The transcript is spliced from 7 exons. The coding region runs from base 288 to 1283 and encodes 331 amino acids. The record is from RefSeq and is a predicted model, not a curated record. Gene Ontology annotation, biological process: negative regulation of corticotropin-releasing hormone receptor activity; negative regulation of corticotropin secretion; hormone-mediated signaling pathway. NCBI's taxonomy places the organism in Eukaryota, Metazoa, Arthropoda, Insecta, Hymenoptera, Formicidae.